Messenger RNA from Suncus etruscus (white-toothed pygmy shrew), 755 nucleotides. RefSeq names its product potassium channel tetramerization domain containing 2 (gene KCTD2). Gene Ontology annotation, molecular function: cullin family protein binding. Lineage: Eukaryota; Metazoa; Chordata; Mammalia; Eulipotyphla; Soricidae. Gene Ontology annotation, cellular component: Cul3-RING ubiquitin ligase complex; cytoplasm. Gene Ontology annotation, biological process: proteasome-mediated ubiquitin-dependent protein catabolic process; protein homooligomerization. The transcript is spliced from 6 exons. The record is from RefSeq and is a predicted model, not a curated record. Bases 1 to 744 code for a protein of 247 amino acids.
AUGGCGGAGCUGCAGCUGGACCCGGCGAUGGCGGCGGGGCUGGGGGAGGCGGGCCGCGGCCCCCCGAGCCCUCGCCCCGCCGGCCCCACGCCCCGCGGCCACGCUCGGCCCUCGGCGCUGCUGGAGCCCGGCCCGGGGCCCCCCGAGCGGGCAGGGGGAGCGGGCCGCUGGGUCCGGCUCAACGUGGGCGGCACCUACUUCGUGACCACCCGGCAGACCCUCGGCCGCGAGCCCAAGUCCUUCCUCUGCCGCCUGUGCUGCCAGGAGGAUCCCGAGCUGGAUUCGGACAAGGAUGAGACGGGGGCCUACCUGAUCGACAGGGACCCCACCUACUUUGGUCCCAUCCUAAACUACCUCCGCCACGGGAAACUCAUCAUCACCAAGGAGCUGGCUGAAGAAGGUGUGCUGGAGGAAGCUGAGUUUUACAACAUCGCAUCUCUCGUGCGACUGGUUAAGGAAAGGAUACGGGAUAAUGAGAACAGAACUUCGCAGGGCCCCGUGAAGCACGUAUACCGAGUGCUGCAGUGCCAGGAGGAGGAGCUCACGCAGAUGGUCUCCACUAUGUCGGAUGGCUGGAAAUUUGAGCAGCUCAUCAGCAUCGGCUCUUCCUACAACUACGGGAAUGAGGACCAGGCCGAGUUCCUGUGCGUGGUGUCUCGGGAGCUGAACAACUCCACCAACGGCAUCGUCAUCGAGCCCAGCGAGAAGGCCAAGAUCCUGCAGGAGCGGGGGUCUCGAAUGUAGCCGGGGGACCG